AUUGUUCCGCAGUUUUCCACAGACACAACCCACGUCCAGUAGCUGCUUACACAAAAAUUGAAUUAAACAAAGAAUAGUGAGAGAAUAAUUAAUAAAAGUUAAUUGCAGCUGCUGUUUAAUUCAGCGCACAAAUUAAAUGCAAUGGACAAGUGAAUAAACAUCAAAAUCAAACCCGCAUUUCGGGUGUAAAAAUCGGAUGUGUUUUCUUACAUCUGUGUAUCUACCGAAACCAAAGUGUACGCGUGCAUGUGUGUGUGUGUGUGCGUGCUCAUGUAAGAGAGUGCAUGAAUGUGUAUGUGUAUAUAUUUAUACGUACGCUACGCACUGUUAUAGAUACAACAACAAGCCAGAAGGCAGCAGGCUGGCCUGGCAGUUGGAACGGCAAUAGCAACGGGAACGGCGAACUGAUGAACGGCUGAAACAGCAGGAGCAUGUUCUUGUUCUUGUAAAAUUACCAAAAAGAAAUUUCAUUCGGAAAAUGCGGAAAUGAGGCUGAGAAAGAGAAACAACCCCAAAAACGCAAACGACUAAAAAGACAAAAACAACAAGCUAAAAAGGACAGAGACAGUGAGAGGGAGAGAGAGAAGACGCAACGCUAAAUCGUUUUAGUUACGAUUUAAAGUUUUUUGUUUUGUGAUUAAUAAUAAAAAUAACAACGAAAAUAAAUACGAUACGAUACGAAGUGAGUGAAAAGAAAGUGUGAGAAACUCUUAAUAAAAUCGAAAAAGCAAUCAAAAUCAAAACUUCGCCUCGCUGCAUUUGGAUUGUAAAUUCUGUCUUUUUCUUCUACUUUUUGGGCCACGCCGUCGCCGUAGGCGCUGGCGAGAUAAACAUAAAGAGAGAUAAAUACAGAAAUAAAAAAAAAAAGAACUCAACCAAAUUAAUGGGAAAGCAUAGACACAAAUAAGUAUAUAUAAUUUUAUUGGUGUUGCGCGUUGAGUGCUCUGCAUUGCUUAUCUAUAUAUGCAUAUGUCGUCAUUGUCGCCGACGUCGACGUCGCCUUCGAUUUUGGGCGCCUCGAGCUGCCUGCAUGGAAAUCUAACUGGAGCAGGCAUCGAAGAAUAAUAAUAUUCAACACACAAAUUCGAAGAUAAAAAGCAGAAUCAAAACUGAAGUGGACGCAGAUAGAACGAGUGAAAUUGGAAUUGAGCAAAGAUAAAUAAUAUAUACAUAGAAGAAAGAUAAAAAACAAUGAUUGCCACCACUCACAACUGCGCAAUAUCUAUAUAUAUGUAAUAUACAUAUGCAUAUGUAUAUAUCAACAUCACAUCGACAUCGUUACAUCUGGAGCACUAACUACUAUCAUUCAGCAUCAAACAUAAACAAUAUGCCCAGGCAGCAACCACUGCAUCAACUGCUGCUGCUGCUGCUGUUGCUGGCCCUAGCGCUGCCCGCAGCCAAAGCUCAAUAUCAGUCGCCACGCAUUAUUGAGCAUCCCACAGAUUUGGUCGUCAAGAAGAAUGAACCCGCCACGCUCAAUUGCAAAGUGGAAGGCAAGCCGGAGCCCACCAUUGAGUGGUAUAAGGAUGGCGAACCGGUCAAUACGAAUGAAAAGAAAUCGCAUCGGGUUUUGUUUAAAGACGGCGCUCUAUUCUUCUAUCGCACGAUGCAGAGCAAGAAGGAGCAGGACAGCGGCGAGUACUGGUGUGUGGCCAAAAACCACGUGGGCAAAGCCGUCAGUCGACAUGCCUCACUCCAAAUCGCUGUAUUGCGCGACGAUUUUCGCGUGGAGCCCAAAGAUACGCGCGUGGCCAAAGGCGAGACGGCGCUGCUCGAAUGUGGGCCGCCCAAAGGCAUACCAGAGCCGACCAUUAUCUGGAUGAAGAAUGGCGUUCCACUGGAUGACUUGAAUUCGAAACCUUUUAGCACCAGCUCACGCGUCCGCAUCGUGGAUGGCGGCAAUUUGCUGAUCAGCAACGUGGAACCCAUCGAUGAGGGCAAUUACAAGUGCAUUGCCCAGAAUCUCUUGGGAUCACGGGAAUCCAACUACGCCAAGUUGAUUGUCCAAAUCAAGCCGUACUUCAUGAAGGAGCCCAAAGACUUGACCAUGGUCUAUGGCCAGACGGCGACGUUUCAUUGCUCUGUCGGCGGCGAUCCACCGCCCAAGGUGCUGUGGAAGAAGGAGGAAGGCAACAUACCGGUCUCUCGGGCACGCAUCCUGCAUGACGAGAAGAGUCUCGAGCUGAGCAACAUAACGCCCAACGACGAGGGCACCUACGUCUGUGAGGCGCACAACAAUGUGGGCCAGAUCAGCGCUCGAGCCACGCUCACCGUGCACGCUCCGCCAAGUUUCUCCAAGAAACCGACCAAUAAGAAAGUCGGCCUCAAUGGCCAAGUACAACUGCCUUGUGUGGCCACAGGCAAUCCGCCGCCAACUGUCUUCUGGACCAAGGAGGGUGUGUCUACGCUCAUGUUUCCAAACAGCUCGCAUGGCCGUCAGCACAUCACAGCCGAUGGCACGCUGCAGAUCAACGAUGUGCAGCAGGAUGACGAGGGCUUCUAUAUGUGCUCUGCUUUCAGUGUCGUUGACUCAGCCACGGUGCGCGUCUAUCUGCAAGUCAGCACGGUCGAUGAACGUCCGCCGCCCAUCAUACAAAUAGGACCCGCCAAUCAAACGCUAUCCAAGGGCUCUGUCGCCACCAUGCCUUGUCGUGCCACGGGCAAUCCGACGCCACGUGUCAAAUGGUUCCACGAUGGCUAUGCGGUGCAGACGAGCAAUCGUCACAGCAUCGUUCAGGGCAGCUCCCUACGAAUAGAUGAUCUGCAGCUAAGCGAUUCUGGUUUAUAUACAUGCACCGCCUCCUCGGAGCGUGGUGAAUCCAGCUGGUCUGCUACUCUGAGAGUGGAGAAGAGCAGCUCAGCCACGCUGCAUCGUGUGGCGGAUCCCAGCACCUAUCCCGCCCCACCAGGCACGCCCAAAGUCAUUAAUGUCACGCGCACGAGCAUCUCACUGAGAUGGGCCAAGAGCCAAGAGAAACCAGGCGCUGUUGGUCCUAUCAUAGGCUAUUCUGUGGAAUACUUUAGUCCCGAUCUGCAAACGGGCUGGAUUGUAGCCGCCCAUCGCAUUGCGGACACCCAAGUGACGAUCUCCGACCUGACCUCGGCCACAUCGUAUGUGUUUUUGGUGCGCGCUGAGAAUACGCAGGGCGUGUCUGUGCCCUCAGGCCUCUCGAAUGCCAUUAAGACCUUGGGCGAGGACUUUGACGUGGCGCCCUCCAAUGAGCUGUCCGCAGCGCGAACGCUGCUUACCGGCAAGGUUGUGGAGCUCAUCGAUGCAUCGGCUGUAAAUGCGAGCGCCGUGCGCUUGGAUUGGAUGCUGCACGUGAGCGCAAAUGAGAAAUUUGUGGAGGGCCUGCACAUACGCUAUCGCGAUGCCAGCUCCCAUUCGAAUCAGUAUGCCAUGGUCACAGUGUUGGAUGCUGCCUCGGAAUCUCAUGUGAUUGCCAAUUUGCGCAAAUAUACGAAAUACGAAUUCUUUGUGACGCCCUUCUAUGAGAGCAUCGAGGGACAGCCGAGCAAUUCGAAAUUAGUCACAACCUAUGAGGAUGUGCCCUCUGCUCCGCCGGAUAAUAUACAAAUUGGCAUGUAUAAUUUAACUGCUGGCUGGGUGCGCUGGACGCCGCCGCCAGCUCAACAUCACAAUGGCAAUUUGUAUGGCUAUAAAAUCGAAGUCAGCGCCGGCAACACAAUGAAAGUGCUGGCCAACAUGACGCUGAAUGCAACAACCACAUCUGUGCUGCUUAAUAAUCUAACCACAACAGCUGUUUAUAGCGUGCGUCUGAAUGCGUUCACCAAAGCAGGAGACGGGCCCUACUCCAAGCCAAAAUCCUUGUAUAUGGAUCCCACGUAUCAUGUGCAUCCGCCGCGUGCCCAUCCCAGCGGCACACACGAUGGCCGCCAUGAGUCCGGCAACGAUUUCACAUACCACACGAAUGGCAUGGUGAACACAGAGCCGAACCAUGCCAAUCCGACGACACAUCGCAAGACGACUGUCAUACCUCAUGGCACUUGGCUUAUGGUGCUGGUUGUCGUUGUCUUAUUAAUUGUGGUAGCCUCGACGGCAACGGUCAUGAUUUACUUUAGGCGGCGCCAUCAAAUGACCAAAGAGCUGGGACACCUGAGCGUGGUCAGCGCCAAUGAGAUAACUGCUUUGAACAUCAAUAGCAAGGAGAGCCUCUGGAUAGAUCGCGGCUGGCGCACCACGGACACGGACAAGGACUCGGGUCUGAGUGAAUCCAAGCUGCUCUCGCAUGUCAACAGCAGCCAGUCCAACUACAAUAACUCCGAUGGCGGCACCGACUAUGCCGAGGUGGACACACGCAAUCUGACCACCUUCUACAACUGUCGCAAGAGUCCCGAUAAUCCCACACCCUAUGCCACGACCAUGAUCAUUGGCACCUCGUCCAGUGAAACCUGCACCAAGGCCACCUCGUUGAGUGCUGACAAGGAUUCGGGCACACAUUCGCCCUACUCGGAUGCAUUUGCCGCGCAGGGCGCAACGGCGGCGGCGGCGGCUGCUGCCGCGGCUGCUAGCAACAAAUCAAACUACUUGCAAUAUCCAACGGAAACGAUUAAUUGGUCAGAGUUUUUGCCACCACCACCGGAGCAUCCGCCACCAUUGUCCUCCAAUUAUGGCUAUGCGCAGGGCUCGCCCGAGUCUUCGCGUAAGAGUUCCAAGAGCGCCGGCUCUGGCAUUUCAACCAAUCAAAGCAGCUCGUCGGGUGGCUUUUCCGCUUGGGGUGUUUCGCCGCAGUGCGCCGCUGGCUGUCCACAGGAGAAUCUAUAUAGCAAUCCGCUGAGCAGUGUGGGCGGCACACAGAAUCGCUACCAGAUCACGCCCACCAGCCAGCAUCCGCCGCCAUUGCCGCCCUAUUUUGCGACUACCGGCGGCGGGGGCGGCGGCGACAUGGCCUCCCGCAACAUACAUAUCCACUAUCCCACGCAGCGGCACGCCGUGAGCGAAUAUCAGGCGUCGCGUUGUGGCAGCAACAGCCGAGCUUGCAACAGCUGUGAUGCCCUGGCCUCGCCCAUGCAGCCGCCGCCGCCGUUGCCGCUGCAGCAGCCAGUGGAGGGCUGGUAUCAGCCGGUGCAUGCGCCACAUGGCAGUCAGAUGCCAGCGGCUUCCUCCAGUCAUCAGAUCUAUCAAUGCUCCUCCGAGUGUUCGGACAACUCGCGCGCCUCGCACGGCCACAACAAGCGGCACCAACACCCUCACCAUUCCGACAGCAGCACUGAGCACAGCGGCAGCAAGCGCUCCGCUCAGCGUCGUCAAGCGGCACAGCACGCCCAGCAGCAGCAGCAACAGCAGCUGCAACAGCAGAAUUCCUGCGCGGAGAGUGAGAAUGAAAAUAUGUUGUCGUCCGGCUAUGAGCUGCAUCAGCGCAACUAUACGAGCGACUGCUGCAACAGCUCCCGGGAGGGCGACACCUGCUCCUGCAGCGAGGGCUCCUGCCUGUACGCCGAGGCCGGCGAUCCCGUGGGACCGCCGCAGCGCCUCAUGACUGCUAAAAAUACUUAAGCCAAUCAGCACAUUGGAAUGGGAAUUGGAAUCGGAAUCCCAAUUGGAUCUUGCAAACGUAUUAAGAAAACAAAAGAUAGCAUCUAGUCCAUCAUUUUUCAUUCAUAUCGAACCUAGCACACAAUACUACAUAGCAUUUGAUAUAACUAGAACUGUGCUAUAUAUACAUACAAUAUAUAAAAACAAGAAUAAGGAAAGAUCCUACGAAAACCGAAUACGUACACACUCACAAAACGAAUGCAGAACAACUCAAAAACAAAAACAACAAUUAUGGUGCACAGCUCGAAUUCUGAUCUUAAACUUAGUUAUAUAAACAAACAACAGGCAAAUAGAAGUCAAAACAAAAAGCGAAAGAGAAAACCCAAGAAGAAGAAUGGAAAUGUACUUAAGAAACUGAAAUGCUGUAAAAAUGCUUCGAAAAACAAUAACAUAAAAAAUUGCUAAAAUCAUCAAAUACGUACUCAAAAAAGAUUGCAAGAGUUAGAAAAAAGUCAGGCCAUAGCAUAAAAAACAAAACUUUUUGAUAAAUCCAGACAUUAGUUAGAUAUUAAAUAUUAAUGUUUACAGUUGGAGUUGGCUGGCCCCCUAGUCAUAUAGGCUUGAUAUAAAAAAAAAGUUUUACUCACAACAAGAAAAAACAAAAACAAAACAAAAACUCUUUCAUAUCUACGAUCACAAUCGAGCAUUUAUCGACUAUGUUCCCUGAAUUUGCAUUUACAUACCUACUAUACGAUAUAUAGACAUAGAGAGAUGAGGAAGUUUCGAUCGAAAAUAAUGUGAACAAUGGCAGUUGCAAUGUUUAAUGGUUAGUGCUUUUCUAUAAAACGGAAAACUAAAAAAAAAAAAAACAGUAAUAAUUCAUAAAUAACGACUUGAACUAGCGCUUAGUAAAACUUUAACUCUAAUUAACACAAAAAAAAACUUCUACUUAUAGCUUAUAUAAAUGCAGAAAAUAGGUAAAGCCAAUACUUCGGUGCCAUCGAAGAGUACUCUCUGAUCCCCUUAUCCUUCUGCCUCUGAUACCUUCAUACCUACUAGACAGUCUCUCUUAAAUACGAUCGUGCAUACGCACUCUCUUUAACGAAUCCCCACACAUACACUCUCUCCAACACACACACAUACAUACAUACAAUACUUCUGUCCGAUCCUUUGCCUAUUCGCGCACUCUUCGCCAAUUUUGUGGGUUGUUAGAGAAUACCUAUUUCUCUCUCGCUCACUCCCCAUAACGUACAUACAUUUUUACAAGCUUGCAUUUGAAAAAAGUCUAAAAUGUACCUGUGAUAUAUAUAAUCCCAUUAAAGUAUUUAAAUAAUAUUAAUUUUUUUUAUGUUUUUGUUUUUCACUUUUUUUCAAGCAACGAAAAACCGCACACGCCCACAAAAAAAACCAGAAAAAUAUAGCAUAAUUUAGAACUUAGGCACGUACGACAUUAGAAAUGCAAAAUAUAUCAUCAUCCCAGAAAAAAGCACACAAAAUUAAAAUCUAUGAGACCCAGUGAAACGUAGAGGAGGUCGAACACUUCUCAAAAAUUUUCGAAUCGUGUUUGGGUUUUUUAAGUAACCAAAAAAAAUAAUAGAAAACCAUAAAAAUGGGCAACGGCUGCAUUGAUUAAUAAAACAAUUUGGACUAAAUUCAACGAAAUGAAUUGUUUAAAAAGAAAUAAAGAAAUCAAAUAAAAUAAUCAUAAUAUUAAAAUUGAUAAGUCUAGUAUAUAGCACAUAGAUCACGCAUGUAUCAAACCUAAAGAAAAAGUAAGAAAUCAAAAGAAUGCUUUAGCAUAUAGAGAGACACAUAAAAAACUUCCUUGCGUGCACCCUACAUACAUACAUACAUAUAUCCCUAGAUCGGUGCUCAUGCAUGUAAAUAUACUAUAUAGCCUCAUUAUACACUACACUACAUAACACUACACUAAACAACAUAUUUAUGCGUCCCCAUGCCAUAUGCCCACAUAUAACUCAUAUAUAUUAUAUUAUUGUGAGCCAACUAGCUUGAGUUGAGAUAUAUACCCUUCCGUAGCAUAAUGAACUCUAGUUGGGUAUUUGAGUUUUUAAACAUGAUUAGCGACUAGUUAUUAACUACGUACAUACGAGUAUUUUAAAGUCAUAGCGUAAACGAAUUUUAAGAUUAAAAACGAAGCAGAAAAAAACGAAAAGCUAAAAUCAAUAUUAAUUUUUAGUGCAUAGUAUGCCAUAUGUAAACGAAAUUUUUCAAAAAA
Drosophila navojoa is the source of this 7733-nucleotide messenger RNA. RefSeq names its product roundabout guidance receptor 1 (gene robo1). Gene Ontology annotation, molecular function: cell-cell adhesion mediator activity; axon guidance receptor activity. The record is from RefSeq and is a predicted model, not a curated record. Gene Ontology annotation, cellular component: axon; plasma membrane. Gene Ontology annotation, biological process: dendrite self-avoidance; Roundabout signaling pathway; axon midline choice point recognition. Lineage: Eukaryota; Metazoa; Arthropoda; Insecta; Diptera; Drosophilidae.